UUCACAGCGAUGGCGACUCGACUCUUCUACGGGACGUAUUGAAACUGGCCUCGGAUAUGACAUAUUUAUUUCUUAACGUGUAAUUUAUUGCAAACCCAGUGCACGGAUCUUCAACUGGAUCAUUCGCGUUUCUAUUCUCAUUGCUUUCUCCCUGAAUUCAAUGUCUUCACUCUAACUGACAUUUUCAAAACAGGAUCAUCAGGAUAGCACCUCAUCUGUUGCUUGUUCUCUUUGACAUAGAUUUGGGGUCCAGUGAGGAAGGCCUGUUCCUUAUCCAGUGACCCACACUCCUUCACAAGGGCCAUGGAGGAGGAGGGUCCGCAGAGCAUGGAAUCUAUCCACGCCAAUCAGAUCUUCCCCAAGAAGCCCCCAGUCCUGGAGGAGGAGAGCCUGCAGGUGCCCUUUCCCGAGCUGCAUGGUGAGUUCACAAAGUAUGUGGGGAGAGCGGAGGAUGCCAUCAUCGCCAUGUCCAGCUACCGCCUCCACAUCAAGUUCAAAGAGUCAAUCGUCAACGUCCCUCUGCAGCUCAUAGAGACUGUGGAGUGUCGUGACAUGUUCCAGCUCCAUGUCACCUGCAAGGACUGUAAGGUCGUCAGGUGUCAGUUCUCCACCUUAGAGCAGUGUCAGGAGUGGCUGAAGCGGCUGAACACUGCGGUCCGCCCUCCGUCUUGCCUGGAGGACCUCUUCUCCUUCCCCUUCCAUGCCUGGUGUGUGGAUGUGUACGCCGGGGAGAAGGAGCAGCACGGGGAGCUGUGCAGGCCAGGAGAGCAUGUGACCUCUUGGUUCAAGAACGAGGUGGAGAGGAUGGGCUUUGACACUCAAAACGCCUGGAGGAUAUCUGACAUCAACAGCAAGUUCCGGCUGUGCUCCAGCUAUCCGCAGCAGCUCCUGGUGCCAGCCUGGAUCACAGACAAGGAGCUGGAGAAUGUGGCAGCCUUCCGCUCCUGGAAGAGGUUCCCGGCCGUUGUGUUCAGGCACCAGAGCAGUGGGGCUGUGAUCGCCCGCUGCGGCCAGCCGGAGGUCAGUUGGUGGGGCUGGAGGAAUGCAGACGACGAGCACCUGGUCCAGUCCAUCGCCAGGGCCUGUGCUGUGGACUGCAGCUCCUGCAAACACCUGGCAAACGGAUCCUACAUCAAUGGAACCAAUGGAAUCAUCGGCGCCAAUGACCUCGUGGACACUGACUUCGAAUCGUCGCUGACGAACAGCUCGGAGGUAGAGACGCUGGCCAUCCAGCCACAAAAGCUGCUGAUCCUGGAUGCCAGGUCAUAUGCAGCCGCUGUGGCCAACAGGGCCAAGGGAGGGGGCUGUGAAUGCCCAGAGUACUACCCCAACUGUGAGGUGGUGUUCAUGGGCAUGGCCAACAUCCACUCCAUCCGCAAGAGUUUCCAGUCUCUGCGCUUCCUCUGCACCCAGAUGCCCGACCCGGCGAACUGGCUGUCUGCUCUGGAGAGCACCAAGUGGCUGCAGCACCUGUCUCUGCUGCUGAAGGCGGCCCUGCUGGUGGUGAACGCUGUGGACCGCGACCACAGACCUGUUCUGGUGCACUGCUCUGACGGAUGGGACCGCACGCCCCAGAUCGCUGCCCUGUCCAAGCUGUUGUUGGACCCAUACUACCGCACCAUUGAGGGCUUCCAGGUGCUGGUGGAGACUGAGUGGCUGGACUUUGGCCAUAAGUUUGCUGACCGCUGUGGCCACGGGGAGAACUCUGAGGACCUGAACGAGCGCUGCCCGGUCUUCCUGCAGUGGCUGGACUGUGUUCACCAGCUCCAAAGGCAGUUCCCAUGCUCCUUUGAGUUCAAUGAGGCCUUCCUGGUGAAGAUGGUGCAGCACUCCUACUCCUGUUUGUUUGGCACCUUCCUGUGCAACAGUGGGAAGGAGAGGGAGGACCGUCAGGUUCGGGAGAGGACCUGCUCCGUGUGGUCACUGCUGCGACCAGCCAACCGCGCCUUGAGGAACAUGCUCUACUCCUCCCACUCCGAGACUGUGCUCCACCCAGUGUGUCAUGUGCGUAACCUGAUGCUGUGGACGGCAGUAUACCUUCCCAGCUCCUCCCCCACCACGCCCUCUGACGAGUCGUGUGCACCCUAUCCUGUGCCAGGCGCCAACCCUGAGGACACUCCCAUGGGCAGACGUCCGAAGACCCGUUCCUUCGAUAACUUGCCCAGCGCGUGUGAGCUGGGGAGCUCGCUUGCCCCCAACCGGCGCUCCAGUGACCCAAACCUGAAUGAGAAGUGGCAGGACCACCGGCGCUCUCUGGAGCUCAACAUCGCUGUGGGGCCCGACGGAGGGGGAGCUCAGGAUGGGCGGGGUAAUGGCCAGCCUGGCGCAGCAGGGCCUCAGGCAGGCACGGCCGACUCUGAGCCGGAGGACAGCCCUGAAGGAGGGCAGACUGAGCUGAGAGACAGAGCCUCCAAGGGGUUGUUAGCAGCAGGAGAAGAGAUGGAGCUCUCCGUUGAGCUGACUGUGGCAGAGGGACAGAUGGAGAACAUUCUCCAGGAAGCAACGGAGGAGGAGGCUGGUGCCGAUGCUCAGAGAGAGGCUAACGCUGCUGCUCCUCCUAUUGCCGUGGCUCAAACUCUGAUUGAUGCUAACGCUAAUGGAACAGGGACAGAGAAAGAGGUCAGCACCAGUGAUGCUGAGACUGAUAAACAAGCUAACAUCAAUGGGGCUGAGACUAUCACUAAUGGGCAUCACCCAGAGAAUGGCACAGAUGAACCUGAGGAGGAGUUUAGUGUCUCUCCAGCCAGUCCCACGGACUUUCCAAAGGAGCAGGAGGCGGUAGAGAAGCCGGAAGAGGAGCUGGUGAAACAGGUUCUGGAGAACUGUACUGCCCAGGAGGAGCCAGACCACAACCCUAGCACCAGCACCCCCAGCCCAGCCCAGCCAGCCCCCGCUGCCCCUAGAACUAUGACCAAUGGCUUUGGAGAGAUGACACCAGAGGCUGCUGAGAAUCACCUUCCACCAGAGCCUAAGUCCAGCAGACACCUCUAUGAGGUCCUGGUGCAGGUUGACAAGGGGGCCUCCCUCAUGGAGAGCUCAACAGAGACUCUGACUGAAGAGGCCUGCACCAGGCCAGAGGCCCCAGUGCAUGUACCCGUCUGCCCAGGCCCCAAGCCCUGCACUGAAGGCAGGAGUCAACCCCCCUGCCACAGGAGAGUGAACGGGGAGGCAGAGCCAGAGCAGGGGGCACCCAGGAUUUCAAAUGGAGGACACAAGCGGCCCUCCAUCAGUGCCUUCCAGUCUUUGAGUGCUGAUCCCAGCAGGGAUGGUCUGUGUAAUGGCGAGAGCUUGGAGGGGGAGCCCUGCAGUGGCCCUCACAAGGUGAAUGGGGAGCGGGCCCCACUGAGCCGCCAGGUGUCCCUGGCCUCCUGCAGCUCCCUGACCCACCACCGCCGGGGAAGCUGCUCCCAGCACCGCUGCCUCCACGCCCUACUGGGGCGCCCCGCUGCCACACCCAGCCCCGAGCAGCCGGCCCGCAGUCACCUGGACGACGACGGGCUGACGCUACACACGGAUGCCAUCCAGCAGCGGCUGAGGCAGAUCGAGGCAGGCCACCAGAUGGAGGUAGAGACACUGAAGAAGCAGGUGCAGGAGCUGUGGAGCCGCCUGGAGAGCCAUCACCACGCAGCAUCCCUCAGGAUCAACGGAGACAUGGGAGACGAAGUGACCUCAAUGACAGACUCGGAGUAUAACCUGGACGCUAACUGCCUGUCACGCUGCAGCACAGAGCUCUUCUCAGAGGCUAGCUGGGAGCAGGUGGACAAGAAUGACAGUGAGGUGACCCGCUGGUACCCGGACCACUUGGCAGCCCAGUGCUACGGGUGUGAGAGUAGGUUCUGGCUCGCCACCAGGAAGCAUCACUGCAGUGACAGGGAGCCUGUCCAAGAGGCCUGGAACUGUGGGAAUGUAUUCUGUGCCAGCUGCUGCGACCAGAAGAUCCCCGUGCCAAGCCAGCAGCUGUUUGAGCCCACCCGUGUGUGUAAGACCUGCUACGGCAGCCUCCAGAUCAAUACAGCUCCCAAUCCCAUGGACCUGGAGCUGGAAGAACCCAUCACAGACAGCUCCAACUAGGGCCCUGGGAGGGGCUAGGCCGGACCCCCCAGCCAAUACCCAGCUAGCCACUGACACAGUCAGGCACAUUGCUGACCAGCUCAGGAGCUGCAGAAUGUCCCAUGUACAUGUGUGUGCUGCAAAAUAUGGAUUUUCAUGUAUAUAGGUCUACAAUGCCAGAUGUAGUGGAGGUCGGUGAACAAGGUGUUUUUGCUAGAUGCUAAGCACUUUGAAUGGUGGUUAUGCACAGGAAUGAAUUAAUGGACAGAUGGACGGGGGGAGGAUGGGUGUGUGACAACACACAGAGGACUGCUGGUAGUGUUCGUCGAGGUAGUGUUGGACUGGGACAGCGAUAGAGCGAGGAUGGCCUGUCUGGUCCUGCUGUCCAGGGGGGCACAAGAGGGUCAUCUCCGAAUGAUGCUGCAAAGUCUUCUUGAGGUCUUGUGUUCAUCUGAAACAUUUUUAAAAGCGUUUUUUACCCCACAUACAUUUCUCUCUUACAGGAGUAGUACCAUCAUCCAUCCCCUAGUUACUUUUCCUGUUGGACAGUGGAGAGAUUUGGGACAGAAUGAAAAACAGCUCGGACAGAAUGAAAAACAGCUCCAGUGCUUCAGAAACCGCUUCCAGUGUCCAGAAUAGGGCUGGACUGUGAUGGCAAGACCUUCCAUUGACUUCUGGGGAACACCUGGAUGAAUUUGGGCAGAAUUUCAACUUGAGUUACGUGUCUGAAGUAAGGACUCUGCCCUAAGCAGGGAGGGGAUUUGGGAGUCACUGAGAUCUAAUAAGUGUUCGUUUGAAUGGCAUCAAAGUAUGAAUCCUCUACUAGCUGGUUCCAUUUUGCCCUCUCUUGGUGUGAAUAAGUGCCACACACCAAUAGCAGACAGAGUGUAGAUAAUGUUGACAGCUGGUAUUAUGACAGAGCUUCUGAACUAAUGGCGCGUUCAAAACAAUACAAGGUAAAAUCAUGACGUCAGUGAUCUUCAGGUCAGAAAGUCGGAGCUCUAGAAAGAGGCCCGAAUUCACGAGUUGAAAU
Molecule: messenger RNA, 5083 nt
Organism: Coregonus clupeaformis (lake whitefish)
Lineage: Eukaryota; Metazoa; Chordata; Actinopteri; Salmoniformes; Salmonidae
Product: myotubularin-related protein 3
Exons: 21
Coding region: 304-4071 (1255 amino acids)
Biological process (GO): dephosphorylation; regulation of autophagy
Molecular function (GO): phosphatidylinositol-3,5-bisphosphate 3-phosphatase activity; metal ion binding; protein phosphatase binding
Source: RefSeq, a predicted model, not a curated record